AUGCAACUGGCAGCUCCAUCAAAAAACCAAUUCUUUAGCGAUGAGGUUGCAGCUCAGACUGACUUUGAUGUAGAAAACAUCAAUGACAUAUGCUAUCAAACAUCUUUAAGUCAGCCUCAACUGUCCUUCUCCGUGGAGGAAGUAAAAGCUGCAGUCAAAGAACUAAACACAGGCAAAGCACAGGAUGGAGCAAACCUACAAGUCGAACAUUUUCUCUACGGAGGUGAAGACGCAUACAAAAUAACGGCACAGCUCCUCAAUGCAAUUGCUACUCAUAGAAAGAUCCCACUCUGUAUGAAGCAGGGUAUUCUCUCACCAAUCUACAAUAGAAAAGGCGACAAGAAGAACUCUGUAAACUACAGAGGGAUUACAAUAAUGCCUGUUCUUUAUAAGAUCCUUGAAGUUUUGCUCCGAAAACAUCUGAAGGAAAUAACAGACCCCAUCCAAAGUAGACUACAAAGAGGCUUCACUGCAAAUGCAUCUCCUCUACACUGUACUCUCCUGGUGCAAGAAGCUCUACUCGCGGCCAAGGCCAGAAAACAAGAUUUAUUCAUUGCCUUUCUUGAUACCAAGUCUGCCUUCGAUGUCGUUCCUCACAACAGCUUGAACAGGAAACUGUUCAAUUCAGGAGUGAACGGCGCUUUGUGGCUCUUGCUAAGAGAUCUGCAUCAAGAAGCCACCUCAUGCAUAAAAUGGGAUGGUGUUACCUCUGACCCGUUCUCAGUCCUCCAAGGUGUAAGGCAAGGGGGAGUACUCAGUACGGAACUCUAUAAGAUCUUCAUAAAUGAUCUCCUUGAAAGGCUAAACAACUCGGGACUAGGAACCACGGUAGGACAUCUCAGAAUACCUGCGCCCACUUAUGCAGAUGAUGUAGCCCUCAUCGCAGAAUCAAAAGAGGAACUGGCAAUACUCAUCAACAUGGCAGUUGACUACAGCAAUAGGGAGCACUACGUACUUCAGCCAACAAAAGGCGUAGUGAUGCAGGUUGCCAGCUCGAACAGAAGAGAACUUGUCCCACACCACAACUUCGAAAUAAAUGGCGCAGCAAUGCCGAUUGUCGAGCAAACAUCACAUAUGGGCAUUCUUAGAGCAUCAAGAAACCAAAACUAA
This is a messenger RNA of Pecten maximus, 1110 nucleotides long. RefSeq lists its product as uncharacterized. The transcript has a single exon. The coding region runs from base 1 to 1110 and encodes 369 amino acids. The record is from RefSeq and is a predicted model, not a curated record. Lineage: Eukaryota; Metazoa; Mollusca; Bivalvia; Pectinida; Pectinidae.